AUGUUCAAAUCACUUGAAUUUUCAGGAAAUAACGAUUUUCAAUUACCAAAAGAAAGACCACAAUCGAGAAGCUCUUGGGGUUUACGAUCAUCCACAAGUUUACGAGACAAAACUGUGAAAUUUAUGAGAAGAGACGACUAUAGAAUAUUGAAUUUAGGAAUCUAUCGAAAAACAGCUCAAUUACUCAAAGUAUUACGAGAAGAGUUUGAGAAUGAACGACUGACCUAUUUUCUGAAUCCUGAAACAAAGAAAGAAGUUUGCUACGAGGAGUUAUUCAAUCUAGAUGUCGUUUUGGUUUUAGAAGAUGCCGACGUGGUGGAAUAUAUGAUUCAUUAUUACAAAAAAAGCACAAGUAAGGGAGCACUGUAG
Messenger RNA from Naegleria fowleri, 369 nucleotides. RefSeq lists its product as uncharacterized. The transcript has a single exon. The record is from RefSeq and is a predicted model, not a curated record. NCBI's taxonomy places the organism in Eukaryota, Heterolobosea, Eutetramitea, Acrasida, Naegleriidae. Bases 1 to 369 code for a protein of 122 amino acids.